Messenger RNA from Australozyma saopauloensis, 3276 nucleotides. RefSeq names its product Vps41p (gene VPS41). Gene Ontology annotation, molecular function: protein binding. Gene Ontology annotation, biological process: intracellular protein transport; macroautophagy; protein targeting to vacuole. Gene Ontology annotation, cellular component: late endosome; HOPS complex. The transcript has a single exon. The record is from RefSeq and is a predicted model, not a curated record. Bases 1 to 3276 code for a protein of 1091 amino acids. NCBI's taxonomy places the organism in Eukaryota, Fungi, Ascomycota, Pichiomycetes, Serinales, Metschnikowiaceae.
AUGAGCUCUAGCGAAUCCCGAGCGGGGGAUCCUGAUUCUUCCGAGAUAGUAGCUGAUAUUGCUCUUAGUGCUCUGACCAAAGACCUUGAUUCGAUGUUCACAGCUAGCGAGGACAAUUUUCAAAGAGAAAAGGACAAUCAAGAUCAUUCUCAACUCAAUUUGCAAAAGACUGAACUCUCAGUUGAAAGUAAUGAUGGCAAUUUCAAUGAGCAGAGUAACAAUGAACCUACUGGAUUAGUGACAUCGCAAUUGAGUGAGAAGGUAGGAGUCGAAGACUCGCAAACAUUAUCAACUUCCAAAGCCAAUCUGAAAAAUGAUAUCGAAAAGGAGGCUGGUGUCGAUGUAUCGAUCAAUGACAACUCUAGCUCAGAGACUACCCUCAAGCCUGAGCAAACAAUCAAGCGGGAAUCAGCCGUGACUGAGACUGGCGAAGCAUCUGGCCAACAAAAUAAAGAGCUACGAUCAAUUCAACCAACAGAAUCUGUUGAUAGUUCUGAUGAUUCUGAUGAGGAGGAGGAGGAGGAUGAUCCGCCUAUUCUUAUGUAUUCUCGGCUCAACCAAUUACCUCCAAACCUCUUUAAAAGCGAUGCUGUUUCUACUGCAACUUUUCAUGAAAAUGUUUUUAUUUUUGGAACACACUCAGGGUCUAUUCACCUCUGUAACCCCGACUUUUCUGCAAUUCGUACAUUCAAGGCUCAUAGAGCGUCUGUCCUCUCAUUAUACACUGACGGGAUUUUCUUCUCGAGCGGAUCAAUGGAUGGCACUAUCGUCAUUGGUGCUGUGAAUGAUGCCCGAGAUAUCGUUAUGUUUGACUACAAGCGGCCCAUACACGCUGUGGUUUUGGACAGAAAUUACCAACGCACUCGCAGCUUUGUAUGCGGUGGCAUGAGCGGCAAAGUCAUCUAUUCCUCUAAAAACUGGCUUGAUCAGCGGGUAGAUGUAAAUCUUGAUGAGGGUCAUGGCCCAAUAAUUUGUAUCCAAGCUAUCGAUGACUUAAUUCUUUGGAUGAACGAUCAAGGAAUUACUGUUUACCAUGUUCCAGCUCGUCAAGUUAUCUCUGUCAUCGAGAAACCUUCUGACUCAUUCCGGAGUGAUUUGUAUUGGCCCAGAGUUUCGUUUCCCGAAACGGAUAGGGUCCUCAUUGCGUGGGGUAAUUAUAUCUGGUCGCUUAGGGUAUCUGUCAAAGGCCCUUUAUCAGGCAACGCUGGCGCUGGCUCGUCAGUAAAAAGCAGACUUCUCCCAAGUGCUGCGUCUUUGUCUUUUAGAACAUCCGUCCCUGAAAAAAAUGUGGUAGUUGAACAUGUGUACAAGGUUGACUUUCUCAUUUCCGGAAUUGCCACUUUUGCUGACGACCAAUGGAUUGUAUUGGCAUACAAUCCCCCUCAAAAAGACGAAAAGACUGGAAAUGUGCAGCCUCUCAAUCCUGACCUAAGACUUUUGAGAGCUUUGGAUGGAGUGACUAUACAUGACGAGGAAAUCGGCUUUGACUCCGCUGAGAGUCUUGGUCUCAAUGAUUAUUUCCUUGGUUACCACAUUGGCGCGUCCUCUACGCGCUAUUUUAUUGUCAGUGCCCGGGGAGGUGUUGUUGCUCAACAAAUCCAGCUUGGAGACAGACUUCAGUGGUAUUUGGAUAGAGAUCUUUAUUAUAAGGCUUGGAGCAUGAGCAAAUAUUUAGUUAAACCGAUUGAACGGCUCAAUUAUGGUGUCGAACACUUGGAUCAAUUGGUCAAACUCGAUAAGUGGGAAGAAGCAGCUUCAUGGAUGGCAGAGUUGCUCUACCUCGAUUCAAAAGAAUUCCCUAUUGGUGACACAAAGAGCACAUUGGGAACCAGAGUUUCCUCGGCUCUGCAGCUGGAAGAAAAUGAACAGAUCGUGAAGGAGAUUGGCAAUCAAUGGAAUCAAUGGUGUGAGAUUUUUAUCAAAUCUGGGCACGAGAAAGAGUUGACAAAAGUCAUACCUAAAGAUUCUCGAUGGAGUUUACAAAAGUCUUUUUAUUCAAGUGUUCUACAAUACUGGCUCUCGUGUUUAAGUGAAACUGAACUCGCUUAUGAUUUACUCAAAGAAUGGGAUAUCGAACUUUAUGACGUUGACACAGUCACGAGCACAAUUGAACUGAUUCUUGAGCUGCAUCCUGACAAUUUGGUUCUCCGAAAGAUCCUCUGUGACAUUUAUGAAAAUUCUUUGAGCCCGGCGAAGGUUGUGCCGCAUCUAUGCUUCUUGCGAGAUCCCCUGAUCAUACAAUUCCUCGAUCAAAACCACAUUUUGACCUCAUUCAUUACCAGCAUUCCGAACUUCAUUAAACUUCGCUUUAAGAAAGACGAUGAUAUCCAACGCUUAUCUGUGAAUCAGAUAAGAAAUGUUUUGAAAGAUAUAAUUGCAAUAUUAGUGCAGAAGCGAUUCGAGAUUGUUCCCCAAAGGGUUGUUGAGCUCAUGGCGACAAAUCAUGUUGAAGUUGUCAGUUACCUAUAUCUAGAGCAGUUAGCUGCCAUUGAUGACUUGCUCGUUCGAGAUCUAGAAGAUGUUCGCAUCGAGCUAUACUGCCAAUUUGACCGACCAAAACUUCUUCCAUUCUUGACUAAUCACAAAAGAUUCAAUAUUGCAAAGGCGAUUGAACUCUGCGAAGUCUCUGCACUUGUUGACGAACUAAUUUAUCUCUUGGGUCAAACGGGGGAGAACAAAAAAGCCCUUAAAUUGAUAAUGGAAGAAUUAGAUGAUCCGCAGAGGGCCAUAAAAUUUGCCAAGGCGCAGAAUGAUCAAGAUACAUGGAACAUUCUCCUUGACUUCUCAUACUCAAGACCUACAUACAUCAAGGCUUUGAUCGAGCUAUGCGACGACCAGUCAAGCAGGUUUUACAAUCCCAUCACAAUUUUGCAAAACAUGAGCACUGAAGUGGAUAUCGAUGGUUUGAAAGAAUCUUUCACUAGAGUUGCACUUGAUAAUGAUCUUAAUGUCGUUGUGAAUCAGUUGGUGUUGAGAAUUGUGUACAAAAGAUCAGAAGAGCUCAGUCAGCAAUUGAACAGCGACAUGCUUCGUGGAAUGCAAUUUGCUUCGGACAGUCCAGAACUAAAAAAGAUUUCUGACUUGUUCGAGACUUUUGUUAUCACACUGACUGGCAGAAACUCGCUACCCGUCAUUGGCUUGGUGAGCAGUGUUGUGCAAAACGAUAAAUUUGCGUAUAGGCUGUCAACGGAUUUGGCUUCUAAAUUGAAGCAUAUCAAGUUCUUGAAUGAGAUGCAUGAAUGCAUCGAGGUCACUGAAAACAUUUCGGCGCAGUAA